CGCGACGGAGCGCCCGGACCUGCCAUGGGCUGAGACACGUCCUCGCCAAGCAGAACAUGCCUGGGUGACUCCCUCCCAGAUCUUCCUGGUGGCCUUCCUCGCCCUCCCCAGUGACACUAUGCAACCCCUGUGUGACCUGCGAGGCCUCUGGCUCCUGCUGCUGUCCUGGUUCCUGCUCCUCUUUGAGGUGGCCAGAGCUGGCCGGCCAGUGUUUAGCUGCCCUGCUGCCUGCCUAUGCGCUAGCAACAUCCUCAGCUGCUCCAAGCAGCAGCUGCCCAAUGUGCCCCACUCCUUGCCCAGAUACACCGCCCUGUUAGACCUCAGCCACAACAACCUGAGCCGCCUGCGGGCUGAGUGGACCCCUACACACCUUCCCUACCUGCACUCCCUGCUGCUGAGCCACAACCACCUGAACUUCAUCUCCUCGGAGGCCUUCUCCCCAGUACCCAAACUGCGCUACCUGGACCUCUCCUCCAACCAGCUGCGGACGCUGGACGAAUCCUUAUUCAGUGGGCUGCAGUCAUUGGAGGUGCUGCUGCUUUACAAUAACCAUAUCAUGGCAGUGGACCGCUCAGCCUUCGAGGAUGUGGCCCAGCUGCAGAAACUCUACCUAAGCCAGAACCAGAUCUCCCGCUUCCCUCUGGAACUGGUCAGGCUCCCCAAGCUGACACUCCUGGACCUCUCCUCCAACAAGCUAAAGAGCUUACCGCUGUCCGACCUGCAGAAGCUGCCCGCAUGGGUCAAGAAUGGGCUGUACCUGCAUAACAACCCUCUAGAGUGCAACUGUGAGCUCUACCAGCUCUUUGCACACUGGCAGCACCGGCAGCUGAGCCCCGUUGUGGACUUCCAGGAGGACCUGCACUGUGUGAGGGCCAAGAAGCUGCAGAGUGUCUUCAACCUCAACUGCAGCGAGUACAAGGAACGUGCCUGGGAGGCCCACCUGGGUGACACCUUGACCAUCCAUUGUGACACCAAGCAGCAGGAGAUGACUAAAGUGUGGGUGACACCCAGCAAUGAACGAGUGCUAGAUGUGGUGGCCAACAGCACAGUGAGAGUGUUUGAGAAUGGCAGUCUUCAUUUCCAGCGGGUGCAGGUCGAGGAUGAGGGUGUGUAUACCUGCUAUGCCAUGGGGGAAGCUUUCAAUGAGACACUGUCUGUGGAGUUGAAGGUGUACAAUUUCACCCAGCACGGACACCACGACACCCUCAACACAGCCUAUACCACCCUCGUGGGCUGUAUCCUCAGUGUGGUCCUGGUCCUCAUAUACCUGUACCUAACCCCUUGUCGCUGCUGGUGCCGGGGUGUCGAGAAGCCUUCCAGCCACCAAGGAGAUAGCCUCAGCUCUUCUAUGCUUAGUACCACACCUAACCACGAUCCUAUGGCUGGUGGGGACAAGGAUGAUGGUUUUGACCGGCGGGUGGCCUUCCUGGAACCUGCUGGACCCGGGCAGGAUCAAAAUGGCAAGCUCAAACCCGGCAACACCCUGCCGGUGCCCGAGGCGACAGGCAAGGGUCAGCGGAGGAUGUCAGAUCCAGAAUCCGUCAGCUCAGUCUUCUCUGAUACACCUAUUGUGGUGUGAGCAGGAUAGGUUGGUGGGGAGAUUCUGCCCCAGGAGAGGUAAUGCACCCCUGAAAGAUUUGAGGGGAUGGAAGAGAGGGCUGGCUGCCCAAGGGAGUGGGUUCCCCCUGGCCUGGAGAAUUGGUCACGGGUACAACAGAAGGCAAGACCCCAACCAUGGUGUGGCUGCCAUGAUUUUCAAAUAUGGAUAUAUCAGUCCUCAGAUGAAUGCUACACCCGUCCCCAAAGCCCUGGCAUUUGUCAAAGUGGUGAGGAGGAGGAGCGUGUCUGAGUUGGGUGGGAAUGAGGAAGGGUUGGGGGAACAGCAGACUCCCUAAACUUUUUUGAGGUCAUCCCUGGCUCCUUAAGAGAAACUCAUUUGUAGGGGGAAAUCAUUUUUUCUCUAUCUCUGCCCACCCACAUUUGUGAUGUUGGGUGUGUUGGGGGAGCUUCCACAGGAGCUAUAUGGGGGGAAAGCUCUAGUAUCUUCUCAGGCCAGGAAGUCACACUUCACAGCUGGGGAAAUUAGAAACCUUUGGCAAAAUGAGUUAGGAAAAAAUGGGAGAUCUCAAUCAAUAGCACUCCCCCAAGCUGCUGUGAGACUUCCCAUAAUGCCUUUGUUUUUCCCGAGGAGCCUCGCUUGUUGUCUGUCAGAGAUGGCAGUGAUGUGAGAUGAGGUAUUGUGCCCGGUCCUGGGAUCAGUGGCACAGAGGGGUUCACACCACAGCAUAGGUGCAGCACAAAACUUGUAGAUUGGGGAGUGAACUCCAGAUUGGCUCAUUUCCUGGUUGGUGAAAUUCUGGAUUAGCAUUGGGUUCUAGCACCCAUGUGUCAGGCCAGGGUGGGGGCUGCUGAAAGCAAAGCUUUUAUGGAUAGAUGCCUGCCCCAGACGUGGGAUGGAGGGCUACAAUACACGAAGACUAGAAGGGUACAUCAGUCUCACACAGGUAGCAUCCAGCUGGACCCACCUGACUUUCUGUGUAUACCAUCUCUUCAUUUAGUCUCCUUAGCAAGCUCAGGUGGGAUUCUGAAGUUUCCCUAGUAUGCUGCUCUGCGGAGGGUAGAGUCCUGAAAAGUCUGGCCCCAGCUAGGUUAGACUGGGCUUGGGGACACCGGGGGAACCAGUUAUGUACCUCCUGUGUUGACAAAGCUACCUUGCUUCGCUCAGAGAUCUCACUCCUGCUGCAAAGCCAAAGCAUGGGAUUCCAUCAGCCGAGGGGUUGGAAUUGUGUGAUCUUUGCCCCAGAAUGGCAUUUUGGAGUGUGGCUUAGACUUCUGUAUCUCCACAAGGUUCCAGGCAGUCUUGUAACAGAGACAGCCAGUGGCACUAAACUUUCCGAAGGGAAGCUCUGCCACCCCCAGCGCUUUCAGCCUGAGGUCUGUGCACUUGUGGUCGGCAGACCAGAGGAACUUAAGAACAGGCCAAUAUUCCAUUCCAUCCAAGGUUACAGAGUACUUUAGUAUGGAGAUAGACACUCCCUCAAACUUCUCCCUUUGACUAGUGGAAGCCCUGGGAGACGGCUGCUCUAGGCUUUGUCAAGGGCAUGAGCAGGGCAGAGGUAAAAGUGUUCUCUGAUGUUGGUCUUUUUCAGUCUGUCCCCUCUCUCUUACCAAGUUCCUUGUCCAGUGGAAGUUCUCCAGAUCUUCUGACCUGUUCCUUAGAUUCCAAGAGGUGUUGUUUACCUGUGGGUGAGGGCUGCUUGCUAGGAAGGCCUGACUCCCGCAGCCUGUUAAGAUUGGGGAAGGGGACUGGGAGGUCAAGGCUGCUGUCCAUCCUUUCUUAGCACCCAGUUUUGUUGAGAGGUGCAAUGUUUCCCUCAAGUACUUGCAUGCUCAUAGGUACGCAUGCUUCUAGGUAUGCAUGCACACCACACCUUGACUCCCAUCAAGACAGUGAUUCUUCAGUCCCCACUACGAUCCAUUUCAGAAUGGUCUCCACCUAUGUGCACAACUUCAGGCACACAACUUUCUUGCCCUGUAGGAGACAGUGAUCAUGCCAGGCUCCCCAAAUAAACUCUUGUACUUUUAAUUAAUUCUGGACUCUCUGAAGCUUCACCCACAUCUCCAUGGCACCAAAUAACUUCUCUGCAAGGCCUGGAGUUAGGAGAACCACAGGCUGAGGACCAUGGGAGAAGGGGUGGUGAGGAGCUAGCCAGUUCUUCAGACCCUCAGAAACCUUCCUUGGAUUAAAGACAAUAGAUGAGACAUAGUGUACAAUUAGGUCAAGGAAGGACCCAGAGGAAACUGGCAGGGGACCAAGCAGCUUUCAGUUGCUCUUCCUUUUAUCUGCCCUGGUAAAACGGGCAAGGGGGUAAAUUUGUCUGGUUAAGUUCCGGAGGCCUGUGGGGAUUUUGUUACUGGAGCUGGAAGAACCAGGACUCCCUGCUCACUUCCCAGGGAGCCUGGGGAAAAUCUCAUCUCUGUGCUGGAGUGUCCCCUCCAGGAGCUAUCUAGGGCGCUGAAAAUCUUAAGUGAGUAUCAAAUGAAGCAGGCCUAGGGCUUUCUAGCCGAGUUCCUGAGGACUAAGGAGGGCCAUUUUCUUCAGCAGUCCUACCCAAGUUGGGGAAUAAGAAAAGGCCCCGAGCCCGGCCAGUGUGGAUCAGUGCUCGAGGGUCAACCCAUGCACCGA
Molecule: messenger RNA, 4186 nt
Organism: Molossus molossus (Pallas's mastiff bat)
Lineage: Eukaryota; Metazoa; Chordata; Mammalia; Chiroptera; Molossidae
Gene: AMIGO1
Product: adhesion molecule with Ig like domain 1
Exons: 2
Coding region: 119-1579 (486 amino acids)
Biological process (GO): brain development
Molecular function (GO): protein binding
Source: RefSeq, a predicted model, not a curated record